GACUCGUCCUGAUUUCCACUCUCCCCGUUUACUCCUGCACUAUUUUUUAAACAUUUCUUGAAUCUGUCUCCCCCUCCUGUCUCGUUCCUCUGUGUCUUUCCUCUAUUAUUUUCCACUCAGUUUCUCGCAGUGUUAAAAUGGCGGCGUUGAGCAGCGCCGAGUCCCCACCGCCCGUCUUCAACGGAGACCCCAUGGACCGCGAUGCGGAGCGGGAGCCCGGGCUGGAGGAGCUGGGCGCGGGGCUGGCCUCCACCUGCUCCGGGGGGAUCCCCGAGGCUCAGCAGGACAUUCCCGAGGAGAUCUGGAACAUCAAACAGAUGAUUAAGCUGACUCAAGAGCACAUAGAGGCACUUCUGGACAAGUUUGGUGGUGAACACAACCCCCCAUCUAUAUACCUGGAGGCCUAUGAAGAGUACACCAGUAAGCUUGAUGCUUUACAGCAGAGGGAGCAGCAGCUGCUGGAGGCAAUCGGCAAUGGCACUGAAUUCUGCUCCUCUCCUACCCCCAGCCCACUGGAGGUGAAGCUGGGAGCAGCCCAGGGCAUCCCUGCUGCCCCAAACACCCUAGCUGUGUUGCAGACCCCCACAGACGCUGCUCGUGGCAACCCCCGCUCGCCUCAGAAACCCAUUGUCAGAGUAUUUCUGCCCAACAAACAGAGGACAGUGGUCCCGGCACGUUGCGGCAUGACCGUAAGGGACUCCUUGAAGAAGGCUCUAAUGAUGCGAGGUCUGAUACCAGAAUGCUGUGCUGUCUACAGGAUUCAGGAUGGGGAAAAGAAGCCCAUUGGCUGGGACACAGACAUUUCCUGGUUGACAGGAGAGGAACUCCAUGUGGAGGUUUUAGAGAAUGUGCCCCUGACAACCCACAAUUUUGUAAGGAAGACGUUCUUCACGUUGGCCUUCUGUGAUUUCUGCCGGAAGCUGCUGUUCCAGGGUUUCCGCUGCCAGACGUGUGGCUAUAAAUUCCAUCAGCGCUGCAGCACUGAGGUCCCACUCAUGUGCGUCAACUACGACCAGCUGGAUUUAUUACUGGCAUCUAAGUUUUUGGUGCACCACCCCAUUACCCAGGAGGAGGUGUCAUCAGAGGGUACCACCCCUGUUUCAGAGAUGUGUCCGUCCAUCCCACCAUCUGACUCUACAGGGUCACUGUGCCAUCCAAGUGUGUCCCCGUCCAAAUCCAUCCCCAUCCCACAGAGUUUCCGGCCAGGAGAGGAAGACCACCGUAACCAGUUUGGCCAGAGAGACCGGUCUUCCUCAGCUCCCAACGUCCAUAUCAACACAAUUGAGCCAGUCAAUAUUGAAGACUUGAUUCGUGACCAAGGUUUACAGAGGUCUGAUGGAGCCCCCCUGCCCCUCCUAGCCCGCUGCUUGAGGAAGCACAGAACACGGACCUCUGCUCCCCUCCCAUACUCCUACCCCAAUGACAUUGUGUUUGAUUUUGAGCCUGAGCCUGUGUUCCGAGGCUCCACUACUGGACUGUCAGCCACGCCCCCUGCCUCCUUGCCAGGUUCCCUUACCAAUGUGAAGAUUCCGCAGAAGUCGCCAUGUCAACAACGGGAGCGCAAGUCUUCGUCCUCAUCUGAGGACCGCAAUAAAAUGAAAACACUGGGCCGACGGGACUCCAGUGAUGAUUGGGAGAUUCCAGAGGGUCAGAUCACUUUGGGACAGCGGAUAGGAUCUGGCUCUUUUGGAACUGUCUACAAGGGGAAAUGGCAUGGUGAUGUGGCAGUAAAGAUGUUGAAUGUCACUGCCCCUACUCCUCAACAACUACAGGCCUUCAAGAAUGAAGUUGGGGUUCUCAGGAAAACUCGGCACGUCAAUAUCCUGCUCUUCAUGGGUUACACCACCAAGCCCCAGCUGGCUAUCGUCACACAGUGGUGCGAAGGCUCCAGCCUCUACCACCACCUGCACAUUAUUGAGACAAAGUUUGAGAUGAUCAAACUGAUCGACAUCGCCCGCCAGACAGCCCAGGGCAUGGACUAUCUGCAUGCCAAGUCUAUCAUACACCGAGACCUGAAGAGCAACAAUAUCUUCUUGCAUGAGGACCUGACAGUAAAGAUUGGUGAUUUUGGUCUCGCUACAGUGAAGUCCCGCUGGAGUGGAUCGCACCAGUUUGAGCAGCUCUCUGGCUCGAUCCUGUGGAUGGCUCCUGAAGUGAUCCGGCUGCAGGAUAAGAACCCAUACAGCUUCCAGUCAGAUGUCUACGCUUUUGGCAUUGUGCUGUAUGAGCUCAUGUCAGGCGCAUUGCCUUACUCCAACAUCAACAACAGAGACCAGAUCAUCUUCAUGGUUGGCCGAGGUUAUCUUUCUCCUGACCUGAGUAAGGUGCGCAGCAACUGCCCCAAAGCCAUGAAGAGGCUCAUGGCUGACUGCUUAAAGAAGAAAAGAGAGGAGCGACCCCUUUUUCCUCAGAUCCUGGCCUCCAUUGAGCUUUUGGCACGCUCCCUACCCAAGAUCCACCGCAGCGCCUCUGAACCGUCCCUCAAUCGCGCUGGCUUCCAGACGGAAGACUUCAGUCUGUACGCCUGCGCCUCUCCAAAAACACCCAUUCAGGCUGGAGGCUAUGGAGAAUUCUCAGCAUUUAAGUAGUGCCACCAGCUGAAAAGUCCAUCCCUCGUCACUUUUUAAGAUGUCUUGUGUUCCUGCAGUGGGUUCAUCCAUAAAACAGAAAAAAACACCUAGUUUCAAAGAAUGUGCUGUUUUUCUUCCUCUUUACCUGAAGAGCAACGGUGUUGAUGGAAUCGCUAAAAAAUAAUAAAAACAAACAAAAAAAAUUCAAGGUGGGGGGGGACUCAGCUGGGAUCCAUCGCUGAUUUUAAGGAAAAAAUAUCAUAACCUGAAAACAAGAAAACUUGAAAUGAUGCGCAUAAAAUAAAAUUGACACUGAAGUUGCGAAACCUUCGAGGUGGCCACCGGAUGAAAGAGGAGACAAAUGCAGGACGUGAGGAUGAAGCGUCAGAAGUCUCGCCUUGAGGAGGAAAAAAGGACGACUGACUUUUGGAGACGUGAAAACAGAAAGGGCCGAUGAACGGUGCUUAAGAUUGUCUAGCCUUUCUGUGUUUCUGCUGGUGUCAGCAUGCAGUGCUGACCAAAUGGAGCACAGGAUUUACACAUUGACCAACGGCAUGAUUCUGUAGUAGAGAAUAGAGCGAGCGAUACCGUGUCCUUAUUUGCAGUUUCUCUUUGGAUAUCAUAAGGGAAUGAGGUUGGAUCUCAACCGAUCUCGGAGAGGACGUCAGGAGAUGACUUGAAUGAUGUUACGAGACGUUUCUUUUUCUUUGUACUGAGUUUGUUUUGAUGUUGCCUAAGGCCAGAGCUGCUGAUAAUGUUUUUGUCCUCUUUGUUUUUAUUCGUUUUGUUUUUGAUUUUUCGUUUGCUUUGUCCCACAGCUUUGCUUUUUCAGUAACAUGAUGUCAGAUCAAGUACAUUCCUUUGUGGAGACGGGUAAAGCAUCAGUAGAUUUUUUUUUUUUUUUUUUUUUUUGGACUUUGCUUUUUGGGCUUCGUUUACAGAGUAACGGUAGUGGAAUGUUUGUUUGGGAGAUAUCCAAUAUUGCCCAAACAAAUAUGCUCCAUUCUACUGGAUGGUGACUGUGAUAUUCAUUAUAACUACAUGCCACCCCAAGGAAUCUUUUGUUGUAUUUAUAAAUGUGGUGUGAGCCAUAUGAAAAAGCUCAUGAGCUUUGUUACGGACUCACAAAGACAAGUAAGAUCCAUUAAUAAAAUUAGCCAUUUUAUUGUAGCGACCUGAGGGGGUUUACUGCAAGGCUGAAAGUGAUGUAGGAUCAAGUUCAUGCUUUGUCAUAUUGAGUACAGCUUCAUAAGGAUGGAGAGCUCAUCAUAGAUCAGCUGUUCUGGAACCUACCAGAGAUGCCCGUGUGCCCAAAUGUUCAAUUCUACAUCCAUCAUUUACUUUAUAUUAGCAGAGCAUCUUUUAGCAGAUUAAUGCUACUGCCAGACUUGCUGUGAAGUGGCCGAGAGAAACUAAUGCUAUGUCCUUUGUUCUGAGCUUUGACUUCAGACAGAAUUGAGACAUCCUUAAGGACCAUACCACCCCCCCCCCUUUGGGCAUCCAUUCCAGUGUAUCUGUUGAGUUUAUGUUUUUGUGUCUUUUCAUGGACAGGCAGGCCUGCAGAAUAGAUUUAUUUAUGUAGCUUUAAUUUUAUUCCAUUUUCUCCCUCGCCUCUAGGAGAGAUUCUUUUUUUCGUUCAUUUGUUUUUGUUUUUUUAAAGCUACUUGUUUUCUGUGAUUGCUUAAAUGGAUGUUAAGCUGUGUCCUUUGCACUUUUGUAAAACAUUGAUGCAAAACAAGCAAUUUGCCUUUCAAUGGACAAAAACAUUUUUGUCAACGUUUCUAAGCAUGACUAAAUAUUCUCUGUAUCACAAUGGGAUUAAAAUGCCAUUACACAUUAGGAGAUAGAGCCAGAACUUUAGGGGGGGAAAGGAAACAGACCACACCAUUUUUAAAAAUGAAUGCGAUUUCUGACACUGUGUUGACGCUUGUUGGAUAUUUCAGAUGACACAUUUUAACAGAAUGCAGGUUGCAGAUCUGUCUGCUUGUUACCAGUUUGCUCUCUAUUAUGUACAACACUGCACACUUCUCUGUAUCUUACAUCUUUCAGAUGCCCAAAUUGCUCAUUAGACUGAUCGAUUAGAGGCUUCUCAAAGAAUCUGUCACUUACGCUCCAUUACAUAGACGAGAACUUCUACCCAGUUCCUUUUUUUUUUUUUUUUUUUUGAAGGAUGGAAUUGUUUUCAUUUUUUUUCUCUCAGUAUCAGUGAUGACACUCUGUGAAUUCAUUAUUAACCAUAAAGUGUACACAAGGAAGUGCACGAGUCUUUCGAAGGAGCCCUGUUUUAUGUGACAGCGUUCAGUCUCCUCAAGCUUUGGAGAUAUUUAAAUGGACCAGUUCUUGCUCUCAUGCUGUGGACUCUUCCAACCCUCCUUUUAGUUGGCAGACCUUAAAGCCGGACGCAAGGAAAUAACGGAGGUGAGAUUUUAAGAGUGCUGUAUUUAUUUUCAAGAUUUUCUUAUUUUAUAUGAGAAUGUUACUAAAGAAGUUUAUCUUUCGAAGGAUUGCUCACUUGACUGUGGAACACUUGGGGACAGUUCCUUUUUUCCCCUUUUUUGGGGUCUUCUAAAAGCCCUUUUCCUCUUCGCUUCUUUUCAGAUAUUUUAGUUUUGUGUCCCCUUCGUGUCCUUUCUCUUCCCCGCCCACCCUUUCCAGCCACUUUUGUUCCUUUGCAUUGCCUGCACCUUAACCCCCUAGUAUAAGUUAAUUCAACUGAGAACUAUCAUAAAAGCUUUUGGGAGACUCUUUUCACCUGUAAAUAGCUGUACAAAGGAAAUACUGUCCGUUUGCUAGGAGGCAUGGAGUUAAAAAAUGUUUCCAAUGAAGAAAUAAAGGUUAAGAAAAGACAUUUUGAUAGAUGAAAUUCUGAAAAAAAAUUCUGUGUAAAAAUAUUUAAGAUUGUAUAAUAUAAAAGAAGAAAGAGCUUAAUGUAUUUGUUGUGAAUAUGAAAAACUGAUAUAUUAAAGAAGUGCAUGAAAACUGUCA
Pygocentrus nattereri (red-bellied piranha) is the source of this 5555-nucleotide messenger RNA. RefSeq names its product B-Raf proto-oncogene, serine/threonine kinase (gene braf). The coding region runs from base 138 to 2588 and encodes 816 amino acids. The transcript has 20 exons. The record is from RefSeq and is a predicted model, not a curated record. Gene Ontology annotation, biological process: signal transduction; protein phosphorylation. Gene Ontology annotation, molecular function: protein kinase activity; ATP binding. Gene Ontology annotation, cellular component: mitochondrion; cytosol; plasma membrane. NCBI's taxonomy places the organism in Eukaryota, Metazoa, Chordata, Actinopteri, Characiformes, Serrasalmidae.